This is a messenger RNA of Penicillium diatomitis, 2013 nucleotides long. Its product is annotated as magnesium transporter CorA family protein. The record is from RefSeq and is a predicted model, not a curated record. The transcript has a single exon. Gene Ontology annotation, molecular function: magnesium ion transmembrane transporter activity. Gene Ontology annotation, biological process: magnesium ion transmembrane transport; intracellular magnesium ion homeostasis. Bases 1 to 2013 code for a protein of 670 amino acids. NCBI's taxonomy places the organism in Eukaryota, Fungi, Ascomycota, Eurotiomycetes, Eurotiales, Aspergillaceae. Gene Ontology annotation, cellular component: plasma membrane.
AUGUCAAGCAGCAACCCUUCAGACAAGGAGGCAUUCCUUACUCGCUUCAGUACCCCGGCUCCUGAACUUGAUGACCAUCGGUUCCAGAUGGAUCCUGUGAAUACGCCUCGCAUCGAGGCUCCGCUCAGCGAGGAUCUCAGCAGACAGAACACUGCCGCGCAGCAGGGUCCACGAGGCGAGAUUCUGCCCGAGCGACCUGAUUUGUUGUAUGCUCAGGAUGCGCUGCGGGAGAACACGACUGUGUUCCGUGACUUCGAACAGGCCAUCGUGGAUGAUGAUCAUUCGGACCAUGAUGUCAGCGGCAUGACGCGCCGUAUCAUGAUUGACCCAAUGUCGAACUUCCACUCGCCUCGCCGUUUCAGUGGUGUCCCUCAGGAGCUUCCUGGGGGCACUACCACCCGCACUUCUUCUGUCUCUGCCCGGUCGUCGUCUCCGCCCAACUCAGUCGACGCCUUUGCGGAUCCUCGUCGCCGGGAACGUGCAAACACCCUGGAAAGUCAUGUGGCUCCCGAUUUGGAAGCGAUGCUUCAGCGCACUGUCUCGGGAGGCACUAUCCCGCGCCGGCCCACGUUCAGCAAUGCCAGCGCCAUACGUCCACAGCCCGGUGAUAUUUCUGUAUGUGCGCCAGAUGAGCCCGGUGUCCAGAUCACCUACGAGGAGCCUGGUCGCAUCCCUGUCAUCGACUACGAGGAAUUGGAAGAAUUUGUCGCUCUCAACCAGCAGAGAGAGGUUUCGCACACCUUCCGCCGCAAGCACAGUAUGAGCUCGCAGAGCAAGAAGCCGCGCGUCUUCUACGACCUGCGUCCCGGCGCCAAGAGUCCACUGGGUGACGAGCACAAUAAGCAGUCCGGAUCGACGGACUCCUCCGACACUUGUGAUCUUGGCGAAGAGGCGGAUGAGAAGUCUUCUCCUAAGGUUCUAGACGAGAAGGAAUUGGUUGCGACUCUUCCCAAUGCUAAUGAGCCCAUGCGCUUUGGUUUUUUCUCAUCUGAGUCUCAGACUACGGUGCAUGCGGCGGAGCUGGGAGAUUUGAUUCUUCCCGGCGAUAGCUUCCGCGACCUCUUCCAGCUGGGACCCGAGGGUGGUGUGUGGUGGUUGGACGUCGUCAACCCUACCGAGGCGGAAUUGGGAGCCAUCUCCCGGGCCUUUUCCAUUCAUCCGCUCACCACGGAGGAUAUUUUGAUGCAGGAGGCGCGCGAGAAGGUGGAGUUGUUCAAGCAGUACUACUUUGUUUGUUUCCGCACCUUCUACCAGAUCGACAAGACCAGCGAGGAGUUCCUCGAACCCGUCAACUUUUACAUGGUCGUCUUCCGCGAUGGUGUCUUGACCUUCUCGUUCUCCGAGAAUCCUCACGCCGCGAAUGUACGAAAGCGUAUCGGCAAGCUGCGUGACUAUGUCUCGCUCAGUAGCGACUGGAUUUGUUAUGCCAUGAUUGACGACAUUGUCGAUAGCUUUGGUCCCGUGAUUCGAGAUAUCGAGAUCGAGUCCGAGGCCAUUGAGGAUCACGUGUUCAUUGCACGUGUGGACGACUUUGAGACUUUCCUGCCUCGGAUUGGCGGCCUCCGCAAGAAAGUCAUGAGUUUGAUGCGUCUGCUUGGAGGCAAGGCGGAUGUCAUUCGUGGCUUCUCGAAGCGCUGCAAUGAGCAAUAUUCCGUGACUCCGCGUGGCGACAUUGGACUCUAUCUGGGUGAUAUCCAGGAUCACGUGGUGACCAUGAUGUCCAACUUGGCUCACUUUGAGAAGAUGCUCAGUCGGUCUCACACCAACUACCUGGCUCAGCUGAACGUCAACAACCUUGCUCUUGGUAACCGCGUUAACAAGGGACUGAGCAAGAUUACCCUCAUUGCGACAAUUUUGGUCCCCAUGAAUUUGAUCUGCGGUCUGUUCGGUAUGAACGUCAAUGUUCCAGGCAAAGACGAUGGCGGACUGACUUGGUUCUUUGGUAUCAUUGGACUGAUGGCUGCAAUCGUUGUUGUGAGCAUGUGGCUGGCGAGGUGGCAGAAGCUUGUAUAG